UUAGGUUAAGAUCCAAGUCUACGACAUGUAGGCUCAAAACCAAAAGGAAAACUGGAAAAGGGUUGAGUUUGGAUUGACACAAUCAAAACCAAACCGGACUCGACACUUCCCUUAGUAGCAAGUCGCAACCAAGAAACCUUCCCGCCUGCCAUCUGGGGCUGUACUGUACUUGCCGUUGUCUAUUCAAAUUCAUAUCCUUCAUCUUCAUCUUCUACUUGCAGAGAGCGAAACCAAAGGAGAAAAAGAAAAAUGGAAGCUCUUACAAGCUCUCACCGCUGCAACUCUCUCGCCACCUUCGCUCCCAUCUCCACUAAUAGACGAACAGACCCCUUUUCUGUACUUAUGGGACUCAAGGAAGAUGCCCCUUCUCUGGCCGUCGUCGGUGUCACCGGCGCAGUAGGCCAGCAGUUUCUCAGCUUCCUCUCUAACCGCGAUUUCCCUUACCGGAGCAUUCGCUCGCCAGCAAACGAUCCGCCGGCAAAAAAAAUUCACCUUUAAUGACAAAGAAUACGUUGUGAAGAGCUAACUCCGGAAAGCUUCAAUGGUGUGGAUAUAACGCUCUUCAGUGCCGGAGGCUCUAUAAGUAAGCAGUUUGGUCCCAUUGCUGUAGAGCGCGGGUCGGUCGUUGAUAACAGUUCGGCAUUUCCGAUGGAUGAGAAGGUGCCGCUUGUGAUGCCAGAGGUGAAUCCGGAUGCCAUGUCCGCCACGCCUCUGCAUCGCCAUGCCAAGGUAUUACGAAUGGUUUUUAGCACAUAUCAGGCAGCUAGUGGUGCUGGUGCUGCUGCAAUGGAAGAGCUUGUACAACAAACUGGUGAGGUUCUGGAAGGGAAACAACCAACUUGUAACAUUUUUAAGAGACAGUAUGCUUUCAAUCUGUUCUCACAUAAUGCCCCUAUUAUCUCAAAUGGGUAUAAUGAGGAGGAAAUGAAGUUAGCGAAGGAGACAAGAAAAAUUUGGAAUGACCCCAAUGUCAAGGUGACUGCCACUUGCAUACGAGUUCCCGUGAUGCGUGCGCAUGCUGAGAGUAUAAAUCUCCAGUUUGAGAAACCACUUGAUGAGGACACAGCUAUGGAUAUUUUGAAGAGAGCUGCUGGUGUAGUUGUUAUUGAUGAUCGGGCGUCCAAUCACUUCCCUACUCCUUUGGAGGUGUCAAGCAAAGACAAUGUUGCAGUUGGCAGAAUACGCCAUGAUUUGUAUCAAGAUGGAAAUCGUUGUUGGACAUCUUUGUUUGUGGUGAUCAGAUACACAAGGGAGCUGUUCUUAAUGCAAUUCAAAUUGCAGAGAUGCUGCUCUAGUUUUGAUAUGGUUCUGAAAUGAAGCCUCCAUCAGAGAUGUUUCUUCUCAGAUGUGAAUACAUCCUUAUGGCUAGAUAAGGCAAUUUUGGAUGAUUUAUGAUGUAUUAUCCUGAAACAAAGUUGAUAUUAUUUAUUUUUUCUUAGAUUUAGUUAUGUAAUUUACGAGUUACUAAUUAAUGCCAAAUGUGAGGUUUGAAGAGGACACUUAGAACAAUUUUUCCAUGAUCAAGUCAAUGCAUCUUAUUGUUUUGUGCUUCAUCUUAUUGGUGUAUCCUCAGUUCAUAGCAUUUCUGUUUCUUUUCCAGAUCAUUCAUCUUUUUUCUUUUUCUUCAAAGCUUGAAAGUCAUUGUUCUUCUACUCCAACAAAAGCCCCCACCAACUGAAAAAAAAUAAAAUCAU
This is a messenger RNA of Macadamia integrifolia, 1694 nucleotides long. Its product is annotated as aspartate-semialdehyde dehydrogenase-like. Lineage: Eukaryota; Viridiplantae; Streptophyta; Magnoliopsida; Proteales; Proteaceae. Gene Ontology annotation, biological process: amino acid biosynthetic process. The record is from RefSeq and is a predicted model, not a curated record. The transcript is spliced from 7 exons. Gene Ontology annotation, molecular function: oxidoreductase activity, acting on the aldehyde or oxo group of donors, NAD or NADP as acceptor; NAD binding; protein dimerization activity.